AUGGGACGUUUGUUUCCAUGUUAUCCACCAGAGCACUUUUGUCCACAUAGAUCUGGGUAUCAAAGCCUUGCGCUCGCAUAUACCGCUAUUAGAGAGUUGUCCGCGAUUGAUCUAAGACUACCAGAAUACGGCUGGGGAUUGUGUGCUCGGUAUUACUGUCCAGUUGCGGGAAACUAUGAAAAUCAUUCAGCGACGAUCAUCACGAAUAGGAUUCCGCCGAGUGAUCACGAUCAGCCGAAGCAGUCCUCUAUAGCUCGUGGGAAACCGGAGUGGCAAAAGAACACGUUACGUGUGUGUGGGAACUGGUCCGAACAACUUAGCUCAAAAGGGAAAGUAUAUUUCUAUAACUGUAUAACCGAAGUAUCUCAAUGGCAGAAGCCUCUUGAGUGGACACUUCCCGAUAUGACUCAAAGUGAGCUGCAUAAGUUCAUUUGUGACCGGCAAGGCGAAGGUCAAACUGUUAAGCGUCCAUAUUCUGCGCUAAAUCAGGUAGAUAGAGUGAAAUCCCGACUGCAAGAUGGUGCGUCUUCUCCCAAGCGUCAAAGGUACUCCGGGUCUAAAGGCGGUGUUGAUCGAACUAAGAUUGAAGGAAAUUCAUAUUCUCAUCUAGAUCAACACAACUUGCAUGUCAAUUCGCCGAGAAAAGUUGACCGUUCGGGCCAUGGAUCACCACAGCGGGUUCAUCAGAACAUACGGGAUUCUUUUGACGGGGUCAAGAUUGGUUCAUCCUUAGCUUCAACUUCAUAUUGCAUCAAUAGCAUAGAGAAUCAUGGCCCCCGUGAAGAAAGUGGUGAUUUCCAGGCCAAGGUGUCUUCGAACAGGGUACUUCCACACGACGAUAAGAUUCACCAGAAUCCUACUACGAUUGAAACUGGACGGUUUUCUUCCCUAUCUCCCCUGGCUGAUGCAACCAUGCCACCCAAAUUAGCAAGUAUUCUUGCCCCACAUUCAACUCGAAGUCCGCUUUUGAUGACUGCAUCCUCUGGUCAAAUGCCAAGUAGUGAUCCACAGUCAUCCACGUCUCGAUCUUCCAGUCCUUCAUUGCCUCGCAAUGAGACAACACAUACUCUCCGGCAACAUCCUGCUAGUAUGUGCCAACGUCGGCCUCCACACGACUUGCCAGCUGUAAAUAACGGCGAUUCCCUACUUCCUGAUAUUCAAUCUAAAGAUGGUUGCUCUUCCAAAUCCGAUCGGCGUUCUACACAAAUUGACAAACAGCCCACAUCUCCGCAACGAACCAGUUCAAUAAAACCAGAUCAGGUUCUCCGGAAUCUCGUGUCUGUGCUGAGUCACGUAGUUGAUAAACGAGAUCGGCUGUCCCUUUCCAAUGCCUCGGGUUGCAACAAUCGUACUCCCCCUGUUAAUUCCGCUUCCCGUUCUCAACCAUUGGUUGCUAACCUCUUGUCCACUUUCUUAGGAACACAUAGGACUUACCAUGCUGAGCCGAUAACAGCCUCAGACAUGCUGGAAGCUCAGCCCCGUUUAACUGCCGUAAGGGAUGCAGUACGACCUCACUUUAGUUUACCUGCUCUGAGCGCACUUCGACCCACAGUUGCUGUUUUGAAUCGAGUCUCGCUUAUUGACCAAAUCAGCCAAUCACCCGACACAAUUGCCUACUACAUAGGUUCGUUAAAUGGCUCAGACAAAACCAAAAAUGAGCGUACCCCUACAUGUCCAUCUUCGUCCGAUGGUACAUCAAUCAUAUCACCUUGUCCACGCAAUUCCCCUUCUCCUGCCAAUACCGCUUCCGACUUUCGAAAUCAUCCGCAAAAGCGUCACAGUCCAUUGGAUUCACGUGCUGUUGUCGGCGAUGCACUGCAGCUUCGGCGAAGUCAUUCAAGCGAGGAGGAUGGAGGUACUGUGAAUCCUCUUUCCGCCUGUGCUUCGGAUAGUCGACGUUAUCCCUUGUCUCUCGAUGCUCCGGAGGUGUUGCAGUUUGUUGAUUCCCACCUCUCGGUGCGGUUCCAACAUCCCGUGGCCGAUACGAUCGAGACUGAAGCACAGUCAUUAUUGCGUAAUUUCGAUCGCCUGCACAGUGUCCUCUAUAGUGAGCUGUCUGGCGAACUAAAGAAACUACGCGCCCUAGUGUGCAUAAGUGAAACGAAACUGAAAAUCCAUCAGCAAAGGAAGGAAUCUCUGCAAGAAUUGAUGGAUGCGAUCGAGUCGAAAAAGGCGCUACCACUCCUGGGUUCUCCUGACGCCCCAAUUUGA
Echinococcus granulosus is the source of this 2211-nucleotide messenger RNA. RefSeq names its product WW domain-containing adapter protein with coiled-coil. The coding region runs from base 1 to 2211 and encodes 736 amino acids. Gene Ontology annotation, molecular function: RNA polymerase II complex binding; chromatin binding. Lineage: Eukaryota; Metazoa; Platyhelminthes; Cestoda; Cyclophyllidea; Taeniidae. The record is from RefSeq and is a predicted model, not a curated record. The transcript is spliced from 12 exons. Gene Ontology annotation, cellular component: nucleus. Gene Ontology annotation, biological process: regulation of autophagy; positive regulation of TORC1 signaling.